Messenger RNA from Drosophila guanche, 2079 nucleotides. RefSeq names its product endothelin-converting enzyme homolog. The transcript has a single exon. NCBI's taxonomy places the organism in Eukaryota, Metazoa, Arthropoda, Insecta, Diptera, Drosophilidae. Gene Ontology annotation, cellular component: plasma membrane. Gene Ontology annotation, molecular function: metalloendopeptidase activity. Gene Ontology annotation, biological process: protein processing. The record is from RefSeq and is a predicted model, not a curated record. The coding region runs from base 49 to 2079 and encodes 676 amino acids.
UCUGUCCACGGGUGCGCAACUACAAUUGAAAACAGUUCUCAGUCGACCAUGUUACCCGCUCUAUUGGCCACGUUAAUGCCAUUCGCACUAGUCGGACGCGUGUUAGCCAGCUCCGAUAUUUUCUCUUUGCCUUCAAAGAGCAAUCACAGCGAAGAGCUGCUCGAGGACUAUGGCAAGUUUAUGCUGUCCGUGAUGAAUCGCAGCAUCGAUCCCUGCGAGAACUUUUACGAGUACAGCUGUGGCGGCUGGAAGAAGUCCGAGCUGGUGCCGGAGCUGGCCAGGAACUCGAGUUUCCUGUAUGCCAUACAGCAAAGGAUCGAUGAAUCGGUGCUGGGAUUUCUGCAAAAUGUCACACAAAAGGAGCUUGAGGAUCUAGGCACAAAUGGCACACGAUCGUCGGAGCUGAAAGCCAAACAAUUUUUUGCCAGUUGUGUGAAGGUAAAGGCCAAUAUGUCCUUGGGCUAUGAUCAUCUAGAACAGGACAUUGAUGAUCGCAACAAGGAGCAACAGCCAGCGAAGACUCAUACUUUGGAUUGGAUUUAUGUGAAUUUCAUGUCCAAAUACGAGAUCUAUCCGCUGCUGCCCAUGAAAGUCCACUACAGCACUUCCUCGCGGAAGUUCGAUGUGCUGCUGUCGCCACCUACGAAGGUCCUGGCUGGUGUCAACGAUGAGCAGCUGAAGAACAUGACGCGGGACUUUGGUUGGGCUGACAAUCUGGAGAAGACCAAGCAGUUCCUCGAGAGUUUUGUCAAUCUCACAAUUUUCGAAAAGAAUCUGACGGCUCUAGCGAAGACCCGCAAUGAAACGGAGAAGCUCAGCCUGAAGGAUUUCCUGGGCAAACACAAGCAGGAUCGUCUUAAUUGGACGCGGUACUUCGAGAUGGCCUUCAAUGGCACUCAGGACUCGAGCUGGCCUGUCCUCAAUCAACUGGAUGCUGGCUCCACUAACGAUUUGGUGUACUUUCUGGAGCAGACCCCUCUGGACACGCUGAAAUCCUACGUGCGGAUGCGUGUCCUGCUGAAGUUUCAUGCGUUGUGGAAGACCAAAACCAAGGAGGGUGGAGUGCAGAGCGAGUGCCGUUCGCUGACAGAGACUUACUUUAACUACGCCGUGUUGCCGUGGUUCAUAGGAAAAGUCUUCGAUAAGAACCAACGCGCGGAUAUCCUUACUGUGGCCAAGGACAUUAGGGAUACGUUCUACGAGCUGCUGGAUCAUCACGCCUGGCUGGACGAUGACACACGCUCGCAGGCCAAGACAAAGCUGGCUUCGAUGGACAUCCUCGUGGGCUACACGGACGACCUGCAGCAUCGUGAGGUCAUCGAUCAGGUGUACAGCGAAAUCAACAUGACAGGCAAUUGGUAUGAGAAUCUGUGCAUAAUCGAGGGUAGCAGAGCGAGCAUAAGACUGCGAUCUGUGGACAAAGCGCUGAUACCGAUCCUCAUGCCCACGCGCACGGUCAACGCGUACUACGCGGAUUUUCUGAAUCUUGCAUUCAUCACCAUCGGCAUGGCCCAGUGGCCAUUCUACCAUCGGGACUUUCCCGCUGUGCUCAAGUAUGCGGGUGUGGGCAACAUCAUUGGCCAUGAGAUGGCCCAUGGCUUUGACUCGUACUGCUAUCAGUACAAUUACGAUGGCAAGCGGGUCAACUGGUGGUCCGCCACUUCGCUGAGGAACUUCAAGGAGCGCUACCGCUGCCUGGAGUCGCAGUACAACAAAUUUAUACUCAUGGGCGUCCAAACAAAUGGCACUAUGACCUCCGGUGACAACAUCGCCGACAAUGUCGGCACUCGCAUGGCCUAUUACGCCUACAAACGGAAAACCGGGGACAAGGCCUGGCUGGAGCGGCCCCUACGCGGCUUGGACUUCAACAACAAACAACUGUUCUUUGUCAAGUUCGCGCAGAGCUGGUGCAAUGGCAAAGACAGCGGCGAUAAGCUCAAGAAACUGAAGACCGAUGUCCACGCCUACGAUGAGUUUCGGGUGCAGGGCACGCUCAGCAAUAUGCCGGAGUUUAGUGAGGCUUUUGGCUGCAAGUUGGGCUCGGAAAUGAAUCCACUCAAAAAGUGUGUCGUUUGGUGA